Enterobius vermicularis (human pinworm) is the source of this 2631-nucleotide messenger RNA. Lineage: Eukaryota; Metazoa; Nematoda; Chromadorea; Rhabditida; Oxyuridae. The record is from the annotation of a GenBank genome assembly.
UUUCCAGCACCGGAAGAUCAGGUAUACCUCAGUCGCACUCCUGAGUUAGGUGAAGCUGCUCCAGCUGAAGUACAAGAAGUUGAAACAUUUAAAUUUGCCGUAACCCCUGAUUUGGAUUUGCAAAGUCUUACUGCAGUAGUAACUAUGCCGUCUGGUAAAACAGAUACUGCUCAAAUACAGGACAAUCAUGAUGGUACAGUUUCUGUGAUGUAUAGACCUGCACAGUUCGGGCAACAUCAACUAGCAAUACAGCACAAUGGUGUCAAUAUUACUGGAAGUCCAAUGUCAUUCUUUGUCGAUAACUUCAAUGGUGGAGCUGUAACAUUAUAUGGUCCUGGCCUUUCUCGUGCUAUUGUAGGUGAACCUGCUGCCUUCACUGUUUGCAGUAAAGGUCGAAGCCAAGAACUAUCAGUGGCAGUUGAAGGAACUGCAAAAGCUACAAUUAAAUGCCAUGACAACAAGGAUGGAACAUGCUCAGUUGCUUGGGUUCCGCCUGUACCCGGCGAGUACAAAAUUCACGUUAAGUUGGGCGGCAAGCCGGUCAAAAACUCGCCUUUUACUGCCUUUGUUGCUGGUGAGGGGUUAAAACGUGCCCAUCUUUCUAUUGGAUCUACGUCUGAGGUGUCUUUGAAUGUUUCCGCUCCUGAGUUAAAGGGUCUUUCUGCAUCAAUUAAAAGUCCAGCUGGUAUAGAAGAACCAUGCUAUAUUCGUCAGAUUGAUGCUACGCAUAUUGGUGUUUCAUUUACGCCUCGUGAAGCAGGCGAUCACUGGAUAACAGUAAAGCGAAACGGAACAGUAAUUCCAAAAGCUCCAUUUAAGAUAAAGGUUGAUAAAAGUCAAGUUGGUGAUGCUUCAAAAGUCAUUGUUACUGGAAAGGGUCGUGCAGAAGCCGUCUGUCAACAAUUUAACGACAUAACUAUUGAUACACGUAAUGCAGGCUACGGAGGUUUAUCGGUAUCUAUCGAAGGUCCAUCAAAAUGCGAACUUAACUGCAAGGAAGCGAAAAAUGGACUUAUAGAUGUUUCUUAUCGACCUACAGAACCUGGAAUUUAUAUACUUUCCGUCAAAUUUGCUGAUCUUCACGUUGAAGAUAGUCCAUUCACGGUGAACUGCACGGGUAAAGGUAUUGGAGCUGUUAAGCAAGAAAUCACAAAGACCGUUUCGCAGGCACCACUGAUAAUGCCUGGUCAGGAUGGCAUUUUGUUCCUACAGCUGCCAAAUACGUCGCCAAUGGAGAUGACCGCCAAAGUUAUGAACCCGAAGGGUGUUAGUGAGGAUAUCGAAAUGAGAGAUAUGGGCGACAAUUUCUAUCAAAUAAAACUGAAACCAGAAAUGGAAGGAUCACAUGCAAUUUCGGUUAUGCAUAAAGACCAGCAUCUUAAUGGAAGUCCACUUCCUUUCACUGUUGGACCAUUUACCGAGACGGGAGCUCAUAGAGUGCGCGCCACAGGUGUUGGUUUAUUCCGCGCCGAAACCAACUAUAAACAGACCUUUAAUAUCUAUACGCGAGAGGCAGGAAAAGGAACUUUGGCAGUUGCUAUUGAAGGGCCGUCAAAGGCAGAAAUGGAAUUCAAAGAUCAUAGAGAUGGCAACUGUCAUGUGGAUUACAAAGUCACAGUACCUGGAAUCUAUGUAAUCAGCACGAGAUUUAAUGGCGAUCAUAUUCCGGAUUCACCAUUUAAAGUAUUUGUUGCUCCAGCUACUGGUGAAGCUCGUCGCUUGGAGCUUGCAUCAUUCCCCGAUUCAUGUAUGCCAGAAAAGGCAUGUACUUUUACUGUUUUAACGCAUAGAGCUGCUGGUCAUUUAGAAGCAAAAGUACACACUCCAUCAAACAACACAGAAACGAUUGAUAUCGUUCCGAUUGAAGAAGGCGAAUCAUACGCUUUACGCUUCAUUCCACAUGAGACGGGUAACUACUAUAUAGAUGUAACUUUGGAUGGAGCUCCAAUGCGAGAUUCACCUUUCCGCUUACGUGUUGGUUCUCGCGAAGAAAAUGAUCCAACUGCAAUAACAGUUAGCGGUGAUGGUAUACGUAGAGGUGAAACUGGAAAGAAAUGCGAGUUUGUCAUCAAUACGUGCAAUGCAGGUUCAGGAUUACUUCAAGUGCAAAUUGACGGUCCCUCAAAGGUUACUUUGGAUGCUUAUGAGCUAGAACUUGGCUACAAAGUAAGGUAUAUGGCUUUAGUUCCUGGACCAUAUUAUGCAGCGAUCAAGUAUUCAGGUGUUCAUAUACCUGGUUCACCAUUUAAAAUUAUGGUAACUGGUAGCGAACUUGGUAACACAGAAGCUGAUAGUAUUGACGCCUUAGCUAAAACUAGCAAAGGAACGGUUGCACAAGUUCCAGUUUUCACUGGUGAUGCUAGUAAAGUAGUUGUUAAAGGUGCAGGCCUAAACAAGUUCUUCCCAGGGCGACCAGCAAUAUUCAACAUUGAAACUGGAUUAGCCGGUAUAAAUCUAUUGUUUGUUGGAGUUGUAACUACAAAAGGUCCCUGCGAAGAAGUAACUGUUAAGCAUACUGGCGGAGGUAACUUCCUCGUACAGUAUCGAAUUCAGGAUCGUGUCAAAGGCUUUAUUUUUGUUAAGUAUGGUGAAGAAGAGGUUCCCGGUUCACCAUUUGCAAUAUCAUAUUGA